AUGGCGAUACCAGUACUGCUUCUAAACGAUGGCAACAACAUUCCAAAGAUUGGAUUUGGCACCGGCACUGCCUGGUAUAAGAAUGACCCGAAGGACCCGUUUGACCCCACUCUUGUCGAAGUCUUGAAGUCUGCUGUCAGCAAAGGCUUCAUUCACUUUGACUGCGCUGAUUCUUACGGAACCGAGCCUGAAUUGGGGGUGGCGAUCAAGGAGAGCGGUGUACCCAGAGAGCAGCUCUUCAUCACAACAAAGGUCCAAGACGGUUGGGCUGACGUCGAAGGCGCUAUCGAUGAGAGCUUGAAGCGUUUGCAACUGGAGUAUGUGGAUCUCUACCUACUUCACAACCCGUUCAUCAUUCCAACCGCCCAAGAAUUGCAAGCCGCCUGGAAGGGCCUCGAAAAUGCAAAGGCUUCAGGAAAGGCCAGAUCCAUCGGUAUUUCCAACAUGCAGCAAAACCACGUCGAGACAAUUCUCCAGACGGCCACGAUCACACCAGCAAUCAACCAGCUCGAGUACCACCCAUACCUCCAGCGGGCCCAUGACUACAUUACCUGGCUCCGAGAACAAGGCAUCGUGGUCUCAUCCUUUAAGGGGUUGGCACCGAUCACUGUUGGAAAAGGUGGGCCUUUGGACGAUAUUGUGGCCAAGGCGGCAGCUUCACACGGUGUUGCACCCAGUACCAUUCUGCUUCGAUGGAGCCUGGACCAGAAUGUCGUGCCAAUCACAACAACAACCAGUAUUGACAGAAUGGAUGAUUAUCUGGGAGCACUACAGCUCACUUUAACGAGGGAAGAAAUGGAGGAAAUCACUCGGACUGGCUUAACCCACCACUUCAGUCUCUGCAAAACGAUAUGCCAUGCCGACACUGCUGCGGCAGUCGAUGACGGUUUCUUCGCCUACGAAGAGAAGCACAUCCCCGUCAUACUCAGCACAAUGGCAGCCGCAAGGAGAAAGCCCACCACCCGUGGCGGCAAGCUGUCCCAACCGCUGCCGUCAACAGCUUACGCCGGGGCCGGCACCGGCAAGCGCAGCGGUGCAGACUACGCCGCCCUCCAGGCCGCCAAACAGGAGGCCGAGCGCCGCGAGCACCUGGCGGCUGACCGGCGCCGCGCCGAUGCCAAAUGGCGGCCCAAGAUCCCCGAGGUGCGCAAGUUCUCAAACUUUGAGGCCUUCAAGAACCGCUUCCACGAAGUUGGCGACCGUGAUUACGCUAUCGAGGUCCUUAUGGCCGCGCCCAACCUGCAGGCGCAGAUCCGCAAGGAGCAGGCAGCGCGCCGUAAGGAGGAGAUGGCGAGGACGCGCCAAAAGUAUGGGAUGUUUUAUGGGCCCCAAGUAUACGCCUAUGAGCCGCCAAUGAUGGGCAAGACGGGCGGUAGCGACAAGAAGUUUCCUGCUCCCGAUGAUGGUCAACUCCAAGGAACCAACAUGAUGCGGAUCCGCAUAAAUUCCCAGGCAGUCCUGGGCCAUCUUACCUCGUUGCUGGGCGAGACCGAGAGAAGAUCCACUCCCAGGACGUUCGUACGCCCCUUCAAGCCGCUGAUCUACUACCAGCAAAAGAUGAAGGACGUCUUGGCUGCUCUAGAGGAGAAAUGGAGCGAUGUUGAGGGCUUGGAGGAGGAGGACUCCGAGACUUCUAUCGAGACUGCUGAUGACAUCGAGUUCGUCGGUGAGUCCAGCGUCGAGCCUCCCAAGGCUGCGGCGCAGCGUGAUGAGGCGGCCGACGAUUCUGCGAAUGAUGACGACGACGAAGACUACGAUGACUCCGACCGAAAGUCGCUCCAGUCGAUCGAUUCCAACGCAGAGGAUCAGGAGAUCAUCAUGGACGGGUUCCAGGCGCUCCGGGACAUGCGCUGCUACGUGAACUUCGUCGAGACCGAAGUAAUGCCUCUAUACAAUCAGUAUAAUGGUACGUCGGCGACCAAGGUUCGCUACGAGGACCUCUGGUCGCUGUUCCGUGUCGGAGACUUGAUCUAUAUGCCCGCGAGCAACGACAAUAGUGGGCGGUACCACGAGCUUUGGAGAGUGUACCGAAUCAAAAGCCCUCAACCAGACAUCAAGUAUCCGACGGCAGGCUAUGGUUGGCUCGAAGAUUUCCGCGAAGAGAAAGAAGAUGAAAGGUUCACCAUCUGUGCCUACUACAUCGAUCAUGACGGUGCCGAGUUUGGUGCCGUCCGCCACAAGUUCUUCGUUGACGCUUUCCCCGGAGAGCGAUCUAUCGAUUCGCUCGAGGUGUUCCCCAUCCGCUUCGCCGAGAACCAUGAACAGGUCCUCGAGAGCCACAAGAAGCAGGGCCGCGACUUCAAGAGAUACCUGAGCCCCAAGGAGCGACACCAGGCCUACAACGCGUGGACCGUCACCCGCAACCCGCCCCACGACCCGUACGACUACAAUGAUCGCGAUGCAGAGGUUCUCCGCAACGAGGAUGGCCAGCACUGGCGCCACCCCGAGUACGUAGAAAGCGACGUGAUCGUCGACAUGAACGAAGCGUUCCAGCGGAAUUCGGACUGGCGGCCCACCUUCCACCGCCCCAAAUCCGUUAAGCCCAUCACCUGCAACUUCGAAGAGGACGAGAUGAAGAUUCAGCAGUGGCUGAACGGCUCUCGCUCCAAGCUCGCUUUCGCACAGACCGAGGUCAUCCAGAUGACGGAUGGCGUCGAGCUGCGACAGCGCCGUGAGAACCUAGCCGUGGACACCUUCCUGAGCCAGCGCGUACGCAACUCGGGCCGCAGCAGCCGCCAGGUCAAGUUUACGGAGCCGAUGGACCUCUGCGAGGAGGAUCUCGUCCUUCUCCCCAAGCGCAUGUUCUCGUACGUCCUGCGCGAGCGCCGCUUCGUGCCCAUCGACAUCAACUUCCUCAAGCCGAUCCGUCGUGAGCAGGGCGUCUUCGAGAACCUACGCAUCUUGAAGGACUACAAGGACAUCGUCCGUGGCCUCGUGGGCUCCCACUUCGAGAAGAAGACCAUCGAGCGCAAGUACAUUGACAUCGCCACAGAAGGUCCCAGUCAGGAUCUCAUCCAGGGCAAAGGUCGGGGUCUCGUUGUCCUCUUGCACGGAGUUCCGGGUGUAGGCAAGACAGCCACCGCCGAGGCCGUGGCCAUGGAGAACCAGAAGCCCCUGUUCGUCAUCACCUGCGGCGACCUGGGUCUUUCGCCGUCCGAAGUCGAAAGGUCCCUGACCAACGUGUUCCGCCUGGCGCACAUGUGGGACUGCGUGUUGCUGCUCGACGAGGCUGACGUCUUUUUGUCGCAGCGGUCUAAGCAGGACAUGAAGCGCAACGCGCUUGUCUCGGUCUUUUUGCGCGUGCUCGAGUAUUACAACGGCAUCCUCUUCCUGACCACUAACCGCGUGGGCACCAUCGACGACGCCUUCAGGUCGCGUAUCCACAUGUCGCUCUACUACCCGCCUCUAGACAAGGCGCAGACGCGCGACAUCUUCCGCCUCAACGUGGCCAAGCUGCGCGAGAUCGAGUCGCAGAGACACCAGCUCACAGGAGAGCCGGCCUUGCUGAUCAAGGAGGCCGAGAUUGUCGAGUUCGCCAGCAAGCACUACGAGGAGCACGCGCGCAUGUCGGGCUGCUGGAACGGCCGCCAGAUCCGCAAUGCGUUCCAGAUCACGAGCAGCUUGGCUCACCACAACUACGCCGACCAAAUGGCGCUGGCGAGGAGCCGCGGCCAGCAAGGUCCUGCUGGACCCGUGCUGGAUCGAGCUCUGUUUGAGAAGGUCCAGAUGUCGACGCAGUCUUUUGAGAGGCACAUGAGGGAAACGCGGGGAGGUGAUCUGGACUUGGCUUUGCGGAACACAUUCGACCAAGACAAGUUUGACUGA
Diaporthe amygdali is the source of this 3825-nucleotide messenger RNA. Its product is annotated as aa family. The transcript is spliced from 8 exons. The record is from RefSeq and is a predicted model, not a curated record. Gene Ontology annotation, molecular function: ATP hydrolysis activity; ATP binding; oxidoreductase activity, acting on NAD(P)H as acceptor. NCBI's taxonomy places the organism in Eukaryota, Fungi, Ascomycota, Sordariomycetes, Diaporthales, Diaporthaceae. Bases 1 to 3825 code for a protein of 1274 amino acids.